AUGGCCGAGCCGGUUGAGAUUGAAAUGGAAAACGCAUCUGGGAUUCUCCAAGAUCGGCGCCCCCGCAUGGCUUAUCAUCUCCUCUCCGUGGGAUUCCCUAUCUUCCACUUACCAUUCGCUGUCAGCGCCUCUUAUCUUUCUGUCUUCAUCUCCCUAGUUAUUUGUGUAUAUCUCGUUUUCUUCCGUUUGAAUGGGUUCAACAUCGACUUGACAAAGAGUCGGAAUGGUUGCAUCACCUGCAAGGCAAAGCGGUUGAAGUGCGACGAAGUCAAGCCAUCUUGUCACCAGUGCGAAAGACGAAAGGUCCAAUGUGGAGGAUACAAGAAAGACUUCAAAUGGCGACCGUUCGAAGAGAUCAACAUGGCCUCUGGGCGGCCUACCGUACCCAAAGCCAAAAAGGCGAACUCUUCAUCCCAUCAAGCUUCCUCUGCCGCCAAUAUUGGCCAGUCCUUUCCGACUCCUCCGACGACUGAACAAUCGGCAUCGCCGAUUCGCAUACAGUCCCACAAAUUUGGUGGCUCUCGUUCGCCUCCAGGCUCUCCUUUGCAUAGCUCGCCCCUUAGUAUAAAUAGCUUUCUUUCCACGGAAGCCCGUUCUCUUGAAGAUCUACCCGUCACACGGGAAGAUGCUUCCAUGGUAGAGUGCAAUGAACCUCCCCUUGAUAUCAAUGUUUCAUUGUCCGCCGACUCUCCCCCUUUCAAUUUUCUCUCCUUCUUGGAUCCUUUUCAGGAUUCUCUGUCGCUUGCAAACCCCUUGGGCUCUGAUGUCGAUACCGAUACUGCUAGACAUUUGCCGUUGGUUCCAGACAAGCCAGAUACCGAUGCAUCUAGGCUGAGCUUCUCUCAGCUAUUGGAGGAUGAAAACGAUGACAUUGAGGAGAUCAUCCGGAAAUCGGAUCCAGCAUUGGGACCUUGGAAUUUCGCCCUAACCGAGGGAGACUCUUUCCAUAUUGACCCCCCAAGCAUGUCAGACAACCCAUCUCUACCCCCGGAAAGUCCGGAAAUGCUCGUGAUGCGGUUUGAUAAACUCACAUGUGGGAUUUUAUCUAUCAAAGAUGGUUCAUUAGAGAAUCCGUGGCGAACACUCAUUUGGCCGUUAGCAAAAGACGCGCCUGCACUUCGCCAUGCUAUCUUUGCUCUGACAGCGUUCCAUUCGGUAAAGCAAAGCCCGCACCUUCGGAUCCAAGGAGCCAAACAUAUGCGCCAGAGCAUAAAUGGUCUAGUCGGACAAAUUCAGAAUAUGAGGGCGGAUACUGCGCUGGCGACUAGUUUGGCUUUGGCAUUUGCCGAUACCUGGGACCAAAACACCCGCACAUGUAUUCAACAUCUGCGAGGCGCAAAAACAUUGAUGUGUCAGGUGAUCGCGGCCGGGAUGCAACGAGGUGUUAGUGAUGAGGAGCUGGAUCGCAUCCGGUUCCUCUAUAACACAUGGUCCUAUAUGGAUGUGAUCGCACGACUGACUUCUUUGGAUGAAUGUGGUCCUCAAAACUGGGAUUCUUCGGUUUUCGAGCUUCCAAGUGAUACAGUCCAUGAUAUUGAUCCGUUGAUGGGCUGUGCAACGACUCUAUACCCUCUUAUAAGCCGGGUUGCGAAACUGAUCCAGCAUGUGCGGAAGAGCACGUCGAACACGGUGUCGGUUGUGGCCCAAGCUAUGGAACUCAAAGCUCUCGUCGAGCAAUGGGAGCCACCGCAAUGGUUUGAGCCACCAGAUGACCCCAACUCCGAGGUUCAGCAUAGUAUUCAAGUUGCACAUGCCUAUCGCUGGGCGACGUUGCUAUACCUACAUCAGGCUGUUCCAGAGAUACCCUCCGAGCCGGCCGAUGAAUUAGCAAAGAGGGUCCUGAUCUUGCUUGCCACUGUUCCCUACACUUCCAGGACUACUAUCAUACAAAUGUUCCCUCUACUAGCAGCUGGGUCUGAGGUUGACACUGAAGAUGACCGAAAAUGGGUCUUGGAUCGAUGGACCACAAUUCAGUCUCGAUUGAUGCUAGGUGGUGUUGAUCGCUGCUUGGAGGUGUUGAAGGAAGUCUGGGAACGUCGCGACGCAAUGAAUGCUAGAAGAGCGCGUGAAAUGGCCAGUUCGCGACGUGGCGAGUCUUUCUCAUCUGGAGAUAGGGAGAAAAUGAGCUCGUCAUUGCCAGCCGAUUUCCGCAAAUACAGUCUCAAUGGUUCCCACAAGGGGCCAACUGGAAGGCCAGGACAACCUACAUCGAGGUCUGCGCGACGGGGUUCCGCACUCGCCCCGCUUGAAAACAUUGAAUUUGAAAGAACUGUGCGUGGCAGAUUGCAUUGGGUGAAUGUUAUGGCUGAAUGGGGAUGGGAAGUUUUCCUUGGCUAG
Molecule: messenger RNA, 2337 nt
Organism: Penicillium roqueforti
Lineage: Eukaryota; Fungi; Ascomycota; Eurotiomycetes; Eurotiales; Aspergillaceae
Product: Zn(II)2Cys6 transcription factor
Exons: 5
Coding region: 1-2337 (778 amino acids)
Biological process (GO): positive regulation of transcription by RNA polymerase II
Cellular component (GO): nucleus
Molecular function (GO): zinc ion binding; transcription cis-regulatory region binding; DNA-binding transcription factor activity, RNA polymerase II-specific
Source: RefSeq, a predicted model, not a curated record